CCAACGUCGUUAUAUCACACGUUUGCAUAUCAUUUUUACGCAUGCGUAUCGUUUGUUUUCAUCUGUCGCAUCUAGAUCCCGUGGCGAACAGUUGUUUGGUUAUUCGAUCUUUCGCUUAUUAGUAAAUUAAAUUAAUUUGAAAAUGUCGGGAAAAUCUAAAGCAUUUACGAAAGAGGAGGAGCUACUGCUACAGGAUUUCUCCAGAAAUGUCUCAACGAAAUCCUCGGCGUUAUUUUAUGGCAAUGCUUUCAUCGUUUCGGCGAUACCCAUUUGGUUAUUUUGGAGAAUACACUUAAUCGAUCUAUAUUCCAAUUUAAUCUCUUUUGUAUUAGUUACAUUAGCAAGUACAUAUGCUCUUGCAUUGGCAUAUAAAAAUACCAAAUUUAUCCUCAAGCAUAAGAUUGCUGUAAAAAGAGAAGAUGCUGUAACGAAGGAAAUAAGCCGCAAACUUGCAGAAGAUAAGAAGAUGAGCAAGAAAGAAAAGGAUGAAAGGAUUUUGUGGAAAAAGAACGAAGUGGCGGAUUACGAGGCAACAACAUUUUCAAUUUUCUACAAUAACGCUCUUUUCUUGGCAUUUGUUAUUGUAUCUUCAUUUUAUAUUCUGAAAACAUUCACACCUGCAGUAAACUAUAUACUUUCAGUAGGAGUUACUAGUGCAGUCUUAGCAUUAUUAUCAACAGGAUCUCAGUAAUGUAUAUUAUCUAAUAUAUAUAUAUAUAUAUAUAUAUAUAUAUAUAUAUAUAUAUAUAUAUACAUUCUACUUAACUUGUUUCAUAAGAUUGAUUCUUUGUCAAUUUGAUUUAUCUAUUUUAAUAUAAACACAAUCAUAGAUAAUAAACAUUUCCAUUUAUAUUAAAAAAACUA
This is a messenger RNA of Camponotus floridanus (Florida carpenter ant), 864 nucleotides long. RefSeq names its product translocon-associated protein subunit gamma. NCBI's taxonomy places the organism in Eukaryota, Metazoa, Arthropoda, Insecta, Hymenoptera, Formicidae. The coding region runs from base 143 to 691 and encodes 182 amino acids. Gene Ontology annotation, cellular component: membrane; endoplasmic reticulum. Gene Ontology annotation, biological process: SRP-dependent cotranslational protein targeting to membrane. The record is from RefSeq and is a predicted model, not a curated record. The transcript has 4 exons.